UAUGAAGUAGAACUCAUACUUGUUGAGGGAAAUUUGAAUCAUGAGAGAACAGGGAAAACCCUGAAGUUAUCAAGGGGACAGAAGCAUGACAUUCUUGAAACCCUUGCAUCCAAAAUGCAUAGCUUUAAAGCAUAUCCCAGUGAUAAAGACAUUUCAGUGGUUGCAGAAGCGCUUGUCACCACCCAUCCUUGUCUUAAAGAACCAGGAACGCAGACAGGAUGGUAUGGUUGGAAAAAUAGUCUGAAGUUUAAGAUGGGUAACUUCUGCACUAAGUUGAGUCGGGCAGGAUAUAGUGAGGUAGCUGUAAAUUCUGGAAAGAGAAGCAGAAACAACCCUGACAAACAAUCUCCCCACACUGACAUAAAGAGACCAAAAAGGGCAGAAGUGAAUUUUCUCCCCAACUUUCCAAAAGGAGAAGAUGGUUCAAGCCUUGAGCGACAGAGACUCCAGAUUGUAGAUGAAGUUAUAAGGACUGACAAAAACCUCCCUCUGAUUGCAAAGUUGAUGCAGACCACCUUUUCCCUGCGACGCAAAGAGGUCAUCAAUGAUGACUUGCCUGUUGGAGAGAUCCUGGAGCGCUGGCCUGCCCUAAAGAUGGAGUCACAGAUUUGUGCAGAGUUUCACAGAAUCACAAACAUCAACCUGAAGAACCACUUCUAUUCUGAGUUAGACAGACAUGUCCCUCGUCUUCAGAGUUUGUUCAGGAAGAAAGCUGCGCGCACAGGGAAGGUGUGA
Labrus bergylta (ballan wrasse) is the source of this 735-nucleotide messenger RNA. Lineage: Eukaryota; Metazoa; Chordata; Actinopteri; Labriformes; Labridae. The record is from RefSeq and is a predicted model, not a curated record.